Messenger RNA from Mobula hypostoma (lesser devil ray), 12207 nucleotides. RefSeq names its product zinc finger E-box binding homeobox 1b (gene zeb1b). The coding region runs from base 325 to 3570 and encodes 1081 amino acids. Lineage: Eukaryota; Metazoa; Chordata; Chondrichthyes; Myliobatiformes; Myliobatidae. The transcript has 9 exons. The record is from RefSeq and is a predicted model, not a curated record.
AUAUUUUCCCAUAAUGGUUGAUGCUAAGUUGAUGGGCUUUUCCUGCUGACGAAAUUGUGACAUGUGCGCCUGCCGCUGCGAGCUAGCUGGAGAAGGGAGGGAGACCGAUGUAAACAUGUUUACCUGAAAAAUGGGACUGCGACGAUGUUUAAAAAUGCCAAGAAAACCUGGAACCUGCAGAUUUAUUUAUUGUUUUCAACUCUAAACGAAAUAGAAAUGUGAUAGUGAAGCGGGAUUUAAAAAAAUAGAAAAAAAGUACUUCCGUUCAGCAGGAGAAACCGAUUCCUGAUUGUCGUGUCGAGUCGAGCUGACAGGCUGCAGCAAAUGGCAACUUGUGCAGUUACCAAUUAUAAUAAUGUUGUUGAAGCAAGUUCCGACACGGAUGAUGAAGAUAAAUUGCAUAUUGUGGAAGAUGAGAGUGUGACUGAUGCUGCAGAUUGUGAUGCAAAUGCACUGGAGGAUGAUUUGCCAACAAAGUGUUCAGUAUUGCCAAGAAAAGAUGAUACAGAUGAAGAAAACGAGAGUGCGGAGUGGAGAAAUGAAGAGGGAAGGAAAGAAAAUACAGGCAGCCUGGGGCCUGAAGCCCAGAUGCUGAGUGAUGGUUGCACAGCUAAUGAAGAAGGCUGUGAUUCUGAUGGAGAGAACUGCUUUCAUGAUUCAACAGCAGAAGAUGAACAGACCCAUGAUCCAAAAGUUCAAGAAUACCUUCAGCAAAAAGACACAGCUGUCAUUUUCCCAGAAGCCCCAGAGGAGCAACAUAGAAGAGCCACACCAGAAGCUAGUGGACAAGAAGAAAAUGGGACUCCUGAUGCUUUUGCUCAGCUGCUCACAUGCCCAUAUUGUGAUAGAGGGUACAAGCGUUUGACGUCGCUAAAAGAUCACAUUAAGUAUCGCCAUGAAAAAAAUGAUGACAACUUCAGCUGUUCCCUUUGUCGCUACACUUUUGCCUACAGAACACAACUGGAUCGUCACAUGGCUUCACACAAGUCAGGACGAGAUCAGCGCCAUGUUGUAACACAGACGGGUGGAAACAGGAAAUUCAAGUGCACUGAAUGUGGAAAAGCAUUUAAGUACAAGCAUCAUUUAAAGGAGCACUUACGCAUCCACAGUGGAGAGAAGCCAUAUGAAUGCUCUAACUGCAAGAAACGAUUUUCCCACUCAGGCUCUUACAGCUCACACAUCAGUAGUAAGAAGUGCAUUGGGCUUAUAUCACUUAAUGGUAGAGCACGUUCAGGAAUCAAGACACCUCAAGGCACUUCUCCGUCCCUUUCUCCUUCAACCAAUAGCCCUGCUAGAACACAACUUCGUCACAAGCUAGAAAACAAUAAACCUUUACAGGAACAGCCUGCCAUAAACCAAAUCAAAACUGAGCCUGUGGAUUAUGAAUACAAAACUAUGGUCGUGACCUCUGGUAUCAACUGUGCAAGCUCUUUCCAAAAUGGAGGAUUUACUGGCAAUACCCCAGUGCAAGUUACAACUUCUCCUCAAAGUGUGGUUCAGGCUGUUGUAUUGCCAACUGUAGGCCUGGUCUCUCCUAUUAGCAUAAAUUUAAGUGACAUUCAGAAUGUUCUUAAAGUUGCAGUAUUAGAAAACAAUCAUGUUACUCUCCCUUCCAAAGAACCAGGAACGGUCUCUUCUGGAUCUGUACAACAAAACAGUCAUUCCCUCAUUUCAUCAAUUAGUCUUCCCUUGAUUGAUCAGGAUGGAACAACCAAAAUCAUUAUCAACUAUAGCUUAGAGCCAAGUCAGCUCCAAGCCGUGCCACAAAAUUUAAAAAAGGAAGUUCCUAAUCGAACAGACAGUUGUACAAAUGAAAAGCCACCAGAAGACCUCACAGUUAAAUCUGAGAAAACGGAGACAAGUGCAGAAGGGGUUAGUAACACUUGCCUUCUUUGUAAUGAAUGCCCUGGUGGGCUAAAUGCACUUCAUGAGCUAAAGCACUAUCAAUUAAAAACUGAAGCUCUUUCAGGAGAAAGCAGUAUUAAGGUCCCUGAAAACCUCCCUGGAGCUUCUGUAUCAACAGAAGAGAAUAUCUCUUCAGAUCAAGAGCCAUUGAAGAAUCUAUUGUCACUUCUGAAAGCAUAUUAUGCGUUGAAUGCACAACCGACAUCUGAGGAAUUGGCAAAGAUUUCAGUUGCUGUAAACCUACCAUUAGAAAAGGUAAAAAAAUGGUUUGAGAAAAUGCAGACUAGUCAGAUUCCAGUCCAGCCAUCUUGUCCCUCUUCUCCCUCGCCAAACAAUGAGGAGAUCAAACCAAAGCUGUUCAUCAGUCAUCCAGAUUCAUCACCUGGUGAUGUACAAGGGAACUCUGCAAAUGUAGAAGCCAAUGAUAAGCUGACUGAAUCUCAAAUCACGAAUGUACCACUUAAUGCAACAGCAGAACCUUCAAGGAGUAAUACUCCUUCCCCAUCACCACUGAAUCUUUCUUCUGCAUCUUCUAGAAAUUCACAGAGCUACCUGAACACGCCAGAUAGCAAUCAGGAGGAUUUACAGCUAGAACCUCUUGACCUAUCUCUUCCAAGGCAGCAAAAAGAAGGGCUUGAAAGACCCACUAUAACCAGUGUUUACCACAGCAGUGUUCAUUAUGUCCAAGAGGAGCCCUUAAACUUGUCUUGUUUAAAGAAAGAACAAAAAGAAAAUGACAAUACUAACGAAGAAAACUCAACAAGUGCCAAACCUAUAAAUAUUGCAAUUCCUGCAGUCACCACGAAACUUCCUACAAUUGUUGCCAUUUCGAAUCAAAACAGUGUUCCAUGCCUCAGACCUAUAGCUACAAUAAAACAGGCAAGCUUCAUUCCACAGGUGGCCUACACGUAUAAGACAGCUAAUUCAAAUGGUGCUGAACAGCAACAGAAAUUAACUCAAGCCAACGGAAAUCAUCUAGAGGAAAGCCAAGAGAUGAAUUCUGGAAAUGCGCCCAAUACUGAUGAUCAGAACGAUUCAGACUCUACGCCGCCACGUAAGAAAAUAAAAAAGACAGAAAAUGGAAUGUAUGCCUGUGAUCUGUGUGAUAAAAUAUUUCAAAAGAGUAGCUCUCUCCUAAGACACAAGUAUGAACACACAGGUAAGCGACCUCAUCAAUGCGGGAUUUGCAAGAAAGCUUUCAAACACAAACACCAUUUGAUUGAACACAUGCGACUGCACUCUGGAGAGAAACCUUAUCAGUGUGAUAAAUGUGGCAAGCGUUUCUCACAUUCAGGCUCCUACUCACAGCACAUGAACCAUCGCUACUCGUACUGUAAGCGCGAAGCUGAAGAACGUGAAGGAACAGAGCAAGAGGAGACUGGGCCUGACUCACUGAACAACAGUGAGUAUACAGACAUCAGGACCUCUCCUUCCCACGUGGACUCAGAUGACAAGGACAGCACUGCAAGAGAAGAUGAAAGUGAAAAGGAGGAGGAAGAGAAAGAAAGUGAUGAAAUGCAAGAUAAUUGUGGAGAGGAAAUGAGAGAGGAAUCAGAAGAGGAAGCUGAAGAAGCAAAUAGAACAGAUCUGAUGAGUGAUGUGGAGCAGGAAAAUACAGUAAAUAAUCUGCAAGUUUUGGAAGCUAAUUCACCAGAGAAAAUGUAAUGAAUACUUGAUCAGGAACUUAAAUUGGAGAAGAAAUGUCCUGCAAUUAGUGUUGUACCAUGUUUUUAAAAAAAAAUUCCAGAAACACACUCUAUAUUGCUAUGUUUUCUCUUCACUACUGUGUAGAAAUCCCGGUGUGCCUGAACUUCAACAAUUAACAAUUUACCAUGUGAACUGUUUAAGAUAUUAGGAAUGAUGUUUGUAUAAAAAAUGCAAAAAAAAAUUGCAAGUAAGGAAUUGCAUAAACUGACUGUCUUGAUUCAAAAGGCAAACCAACAGGUUUUAAAAGAAUUUGCUACCAGUCAUUCUGCAUUACCUGUUUACCUGUGUUGCUCUUCAUUUUGCCAUUCAUGUAUCCCAUUAACUUCAACACUGUACAGCUGGGAGAGAUUUCUAUGAAAAUUUCUAUUACAAAUGAAAGUAUCAAUAGUAGAUUUAUAGUACUACAACUCUCUAUUCCAUUGCUGACUUUCAACAUUUCAUUGGUUUAAAAGGAUGUGAAAAUUUCUGCACUACAGAAUUCCCUUUAUACUUGUAUCUAACAUACUCCUAAGUAUUAUUGUCUACCUUUAUCAGUAUCACACUAGAAGGUAGUAAUUGAUGACAUUAGUUGACCUUAUUUUAGAGUGUAAAUUCAUUUGAAGCAUAAUGUUAGCCUUAAAGCAGCUACUAGAAAAAUAAAAUUGAGAAGGAUGUGGUAAGACUUGUAGUUAGAUGUAUAGCAGUCUGUUGCCAAGUCUUCAAAGUAAGAACUAACAGUAUAAUUGUUGGAGAGAACAGAAGUUGGUGUUUUAGUGACUAGUGAUACUUAGGUAAGUGAGGAUUAUGGUAUGGAGCUUUGUAUCCCCUGGCCUUAUGCAAGACCUGUGUGCUGCAAGUGCCAUUUAUAAAUCAGUAUUAUGGAAAUGUGGCUCUAACCAGCCCUUUGCUUUGGUGCAAGUUAUUAACAGUGUUAGCUGAUUUUAUUUCAGUAUUAUUUUAAUUCAAAUUAUAAUAACAUUUUAGUUUCCUAUGUUUGUGCAAAUUUUGUACUGUAUGCCCUUGAACCUGGCAGUAUUAAUACCCUACUUCCCUACUUACUGACACAUGUACCUUUUAGUUUUAGAAAACUUUUAUAUUUAUGUGUCUUAUUUUUAUAUUUCUUUAUUGUUAUUUAUUACACAAUGUAGUGUAUAAUACUGUAGUUUGUAUUAAUACAAUAAUAUAUUUUAGUAAGAAAAAUGAUUUGGAAGGUUGAUAAGAAUUCAAAGCAGAAAUACAAUUGGUUCUCUUGCAAUCAAAUUUUGUUUAACAGUGUUAUGUAACAGUAUUACUUGCCUUGGACUGUAGAACUAGAGUUUCAAAUGAGAAUGUAUGAAUUUUACAUUCGGAAUCCAGUUAUUUGCCCUGCCUCACUUUUAAUACAUUGGGCUAUUGAAUUUCAAGUAUAAUGAUAUACAACAUGGUAUUUUUUGCAGUUUUAUUUGCGAUUACUGUGUAACCGUGGAACUCUAUUACUAUCCUCAGCCAAAUCACAAAGUCAUGCGCAGUGUUGGGAACAACAUAACAUUUUUUGCUUUGUGCCAAUUUAUUUUAGAAUUCCUCUACAUCUGAUACAAGCCAGAAGUUAUUUUUAAUUGCCUAGUUACAUGAUAGUCAUUUUCUAGUUUUAUACCAGACUACCCAUCUCACAAUAAAAUGCAUCAACAAACUGUCUGAAUUUGUGACUUCACUGUUGUGUUUUAGUUUUUGUUCCAGAGGUACUAUUUACAUCAUAUUUUGUGCAUUUCCCAGAUUAAUAGCUAAUUUGCAAUUGUGUAGAAAAAAAGCUGAAGUACAUGCAAUGUUUAAAAUGACUAAGAAAUUACAUAUUCAAUAGAUUCAUCUUGGUUCUCAUUAGAAUCGAUAUUCAAAAUUCCCUAACCAUUUGUUAACAAUAUUUUGAUCAGUAAAUGUUCUAGUGUCCAGUUGAAUGUUAGAUUAGAUUUGCCUGCAAUGCAUUGCUAUUUUGCUCGUAUCUAUUAGCCUGAUUUAUACAUGGAAGCCUUUGUCUUCUCUAGCUCGUAGAAUAAGUAAUCAAUUUCCUUUUUCUUUCUUUUCCUUUUCUGAAUAGGGCAUCUGAAAGUCUCCAGGAAUUUGGGGCCUUGCUCUGCACUCAGCAAUAUUUGAGAUAUUUCAUAACUUUUGCCUGCUCAAACAUAAUCAAAUGUCAACAUCUUUGCUGUAGAAAGAAAUUGGCAAAGGUUUAGUAGUGUAUUCUGAGAAUCAAAUAUAUUUUUGGCAUACAUGCACGUUUUAGACUCGUGCAAUUGGUGUGAAAUCUCAUUGUUGAGGAAUAGUAGGUAGGUCUGUGGAAGAUUUCAAGAUGAGCUGGUAUGAUAUACAGAGAAGUGGCUGGAAAUUUACUGUCAAUAUAAAGUAGCAUUUUGAAAUGAAAAAAACGCAGUGAGAGUAAACAAAGUUGUAAAAGACUGAAGGGUGUAAAUGAAGUAUUGUAUACAGCAGUUCUUCCUGAAGACUGAAAGACAGCAAAUGUUAUCUCAACAUUGAAAGAAUAAACAGUAAUAGAUUCACUAUAUGAAGCAUGAUAUUUGAAAUUGGCCAAAUGGAAAGAAUGCUUAAAAGUCUUCAAAUAGUGAAACAUUAGCCAAGUGUCUGAAAGGCUUUGUUUUUCUUCUGAAGAUACCUUUGGAGAUCUUGUGCUGUUCCUAAACUCUUAAAAUCUUUUAGCAUAGAAGGAAGAAAUUUUAUCCAAUAGGGCUGAGAUAAGAAAAAAUAUAUACUGGAAACAAUCUGCAAGUCAGUUAGCGUCUAUAGAAAGAGCAUUCUCAUUUCAGGUUAGCCCCUUCUUCAGUUUUGAAACAUGAUACUUGUUUGUCUUUUCACAGAGGCUACUUGACCCGCUGGUAUAUAUCAAAUAUUUUUGUAUUUGCAGGUCUUUUAAACAAAUUUUCACUAUUGGACCAGCUCUUAGAAAGAGUAAUACUAUUGCUCUUAUCUAUAAUCCAGUUUAUUUUCAAGAGUUUAUCUACUUCCAUUUUGGAAGUUAGGUCAUGUCUUUCAUAAUCCACUUUUUUUUGGCGGGGGGGAGUGAAGGUGGACAGUUCACCUGAUUCUCUUGGCAAUUAGCUUAACUUGUAUGACCUUUUGAUUAUUGAUUCUGCUGACAAUGGGAGAAACAACUUCAUUCUAUCUAUUCAAUAAGAAUUCUUCAUUAAUCUACCAUAUCAAAACAAAUAUUGUCAAAAUCAUCUCCUGCAACUUUUAAAAAUGUUUUAGUUUAAACCCUAUUGUAAGGUGAAUAAGAUUCAGAUUUCUGAAUUCCGAGGGGCAAGAUAGCAUUCUAGUAAAACUCCUUUGCCCACUAGCUAAGUCUUCCUUUCCCGGAGACCACUUCCAAUAGCUGAACAUAGUUCUCCCAGCUGAGGUCUGCUCACUGGUAUUUUUGUAUGCAUUUUUUCAUAACUUCUCUGCUUUAGUAUAAAGGCACCCCAAUCACUUAAAAAAAAAGUUUUGUCAACUUGCAACAACUGCUGUAUUACUAUUUAUCUGGUGCAUUCAUACACCAAAAAUAACCAAGCUGCUUCACAGCAGUCUGUUUCAAACACUUCAUACAGGGUGAAAUUUAAACUGAUGGCCAAAGGCUGAGAGGAGGAAAGAGAAAAAAAAAAGACGUAGAGAAAGAAUUCCAGAGCUGAAGAUCCAUUUGGCAAUAUUGGAAUUGUUAAAUUUAUGGCUUCUAAAGAGCAAACAGCAAAAACUUGUUGGAAGGUUGGAGAGUAUGAGAUUACUGAGCGAGGAGGGGAUUUAAAAGAAAGAAAAGCAUUUGAAAACAAGGGUAAAUUUUUAUUUUAAGCGAGCUAUUUGUCAUGUAGGGAUGAAUGGGUUGGUGCAAGAUGUCACAUGACCAGCAAUGUUUUGAAUGGUCAAGUUAGUGGAGUGAUGAAAGCCAGCCAGGAAUGUGUUAAGAUGGUUGUUAAAGGGUAAUGUGAGGAUUUUAUCAGAUGAGCUAAGACGUAAUCGAAACAAGUAAUGUUACAAAGCUUGGAAUUGCUUGUGUCUGUCUGCAAACAGUUUGAUUCACUCUGAGAUACUUUGUGGGAUUGGUGGAUGGAGCCAAUGGCAAUGAAUCAGUUUGAAGCACCAUCAAACAUUGUAGAGAAUAGUAUGGUGUGUUUUAAAGUGUGAUUACAGUAAACUUUUACACUCUUAAGAGUUUGGGGAACUCAAAAUGGCUUUUUACCCAAUAGAGAUGUUUAAUUUGCUGCUAAUAAAUUUUAUCCUACAUCUUUUCAAGAAACUGGCUCAUUAGUCUUUUGAUUCCCUCUAGUUGUUUUGUACGCAGUAGUUUUAGGCUUUUUAAAUUACACUGUUUGAAUUGUUUCUUAGUAUAUUUACAGCAUAAAUAAUUGUGUGCAUUAAUUUUUUUGGUGUGCUUUUAAUACUGAGAACAUUUGUUGGAAAAUUGAAGUCUCCUUUCCAGUAAGAAUAUGCCCAAAUACUUAAAUUUGCUCUCACAAUUUGGAACCUUGAGAUAUAAACAUAGAUUUUUCUCCUCUAAAAUAAAAGCAAAACAUUCUGAACUUGGAGUGGUUAGCACUUGAAAAAAAUAAAGUUGUUGAUAAAGGAGGGUCAGGAAGACACAACAAAAGGAACAAGGUAAAAGAAAUGAAUGGAAAAUUCACUGAUAGAACAAAAUGCCUUUGUAUUAAAAAUACAAUUAAAUUAGUUAUACAUUGGUGUUAAAAUACCCAAACCCUUUCUAAUUUUGAUCAAUAAACGGAUAUGUAUCAAAUGUAUGGAUGGUCAGUGGAAAAGCAGAAUGAUUUUAAUGUAAAGUAGAAGGUCACCUUCUAUCAGCAAAGCCUUGUGGAUGGGCAGCAUCAUCUAUUCACCUUUGACAACAUCCCAAAAAUGAUUUAAAACAAAAAGCAGCAGAGUAAAAGCAAUGUGGUAAGCACAUUUAGAGGAGCACAAGGUAUGUGGGCGAGAGGAGUUGAGCACUUUUGUCUGGAUGAUGCAUCUUUGCUUGAUCUUUAUGUGACUGGUUGAGUCGAACAUUUAAGAAGUAUAGUAAACCACCACAGUCUCAAAAUAAACAGAAGAGCAUUGUGGAAUAAGUGUACCCUUUUGGCUAAGCUAGAAUUUGUAUAUUUAGAACAUUGUACUGGGACAUUUUUGAAAUUUUAUAGAAUGCAGUAAGUUUCACUUGGAUGAUCCCAGCCAUAUUUAUCAUGAAAGAAAUGCUGUUUAUACAACUUAAAAGAAAAUCAAUUAUCAUUAAAGAUGCUCAAAUGAUCUAAAAUUCAGGAAGUCUUUUUCAGUUGAUGUGAUUUUUCUCCUUUUUCAACCAUGUCAAUAAUGCAUGCUCAAAGUUAGGGAAUAUACUAUAUAUCUAAAUGCAAACAAUUUACACAACGUUUAAUUGAAAAUUGAGGUAUUAAGUUGCUCAUUGUUUGUGGGUUGGCAUUGGUAGGUGACAAUGGUGCAGAAAAGGAGAAUUCAACAAAGGCCAAGUGGCACUGAUAAAUGUGCAGCCUCAGACUGCUCAAGUGAUCAGAAUCCUGGUGAUUUGGAAAACUAUUUCCAUUUGUUAUUGGCAGUGGUUGCAAAUACCAACCAUCAGACUCGGUUGAUAAAAAUAAAUCAGCAACAUGAAGAAAUUAGCAUGUGAGUGAGAUGGAAAUAAUCUGUCUUGAAUAUGAUUGAUGCUAAAUUACAUAAAAAUGUAACAAACAGAUUAAAUGCUUUAAUCCUGCAUAUACUGCUGUUUGUGCUCCGCUCAUUCUCCUUUGAAACUUCAUCUAAUCUAUAAGAUAAAUUCUGUUCAGACUCCUCUAUCAAAUGCUAUUUGCCAAUGUACCACUUGGAUUCACAAGUUCAACAGUCACAGCACUUUUUGGGAGAAAAUGUUUCUUCCAAACUCCCCUUUCCUUUGUUGUUGACCUUACAAUCUAAAAUAAACUCAAUCUACUUCAUCAAAACUUUUCAUCAUUUAAAAAUACCUCUGCCUGUUUUUUCCUCAGCCUUCGAGAGAAAAAAAGGCUUAGUCUGUUGAUAACUACUUGAUGAAUUUUAUCUUUUUUGUUGUGAUCCUUUUAAUUAUUUUCAGAUCCUGAAAAUAUCCUUUGAAUAUUAGGAUGACUGGAGCUGAACAUUGCACCCUGUAUAAACUAAUCGAGGUAAACAAGUGUUGGUUACUUUUGUGGCCUUACCAAUAAAGCAUUUUAGUGAUUUGUUUACUUGCAGUUUGCUCUUCCACCUUAAGUUUCUUAAUUUCAAAGUGGCAUGUAACUUGGGUUUCAGAAAGAGGUGAAUCUCUUUAGAAUCAUUAAUUAUUUUUCCACUGUAAAUGAUCUCAUUUUGACUUUUUUCUCCAUAAUUCUUGUUCAGAAGUGACCCAAUUUUCUUCCUGUUGAUGAUGUAUGUCCCUUUAAAAAAUAGAUAUAAAAUCUUAAUGUAGAUAUUUUCUAAAGAUUUAUAAUAGUGCCUCUUCUGUCUCUAGAUUAUUUUCAAAUGUACAAAUGCAAUCUAAACCAGGAGUUGUAACUAAAGAAUUAGAUUAGUUUACUCAGCUUUCUCCUUCAAAGGUGGUCCAAGUACAUUUAAAAUAAUCAGGUGUUUUGAUGCCUUGUCCACCCGAAAACUCCUUUGUAAAUAUGGAAGCAAAAUAACUAUUUAACACCUCUAUCUUUAUAUUAUCACUUCUCAGGAUUUUAUCCCAUCUACUCCUCAUGUCAUGUUUCCUUAUCCACUUUUCACUAAUUUCUAAAUAAUGUAUUUAACCAGUUCCACUGUUAUUUUGAUCUGUUUUUAAUCUUAGUUGUCCAUUUAAUUUGUAAAUGACACUUCUGACCCUGUUAUUCUCCAGUGCUUUGAGUUGUAAAUGUCUCAUUACAGCCUCAUUUGUUUGUUGUUUCUGGGCUUUGAAUGCCAAUAUAAAUGUUUUGCAUUGCUAGUCUAUAUAUUAUUAUUUAUCAAUGUUAUUUUCACAAGUUUUUUUUUCUCAUCCUGAUUCAGUUUUCUGUAAUUUGCAACUUAUUAUCCUGAGCACAUUGGCCUGGAAAUUCAGACAUAACACUUUAUCCCAGUAUAUAUAAAAAUCAUUUAUGCAGUGGAAUGCUAUUGUAACAGUUCAGAAAUUUGAAUAGACCCUUGAAAACCUGAUGCAAUUUCUGCACCAGUCGUACAUAGGAUAACAUUCCUUGUGUAACUUAAGGAAAUUGGAUCAUGUUAUUCUGAGGCACAGCCAUCAUUUUGCACUCUUAAAACAAUCAAGUUUGCAUGGAAAAAUCAGCACUGUUUUAAGAGGGUUUCCUCAAGCAAGCCCCAGCCCAGCACUGGAAACUUGGAACUAGUCUAACUCCCCUUUAAUCUUUUAUACUGUCAUUACUACUUCCGUCCCCCACCCGGACCUAAAUUUGCAGUCCUAGAUCUUGCAACCCUGACUUUGAUAUUGAGAGCCUCCACCUGUAUCCACGCUUUCUUCCAGACAAUUAUCAAUCUCCAACAGCAUCCAAACCCCUGACCACCUUCCAUCUUGCCUUAAAUAUGGAAAUGUGUAAUGAGCAGUUAGGAGCACUUAAAGCCUUUGGACACUGACACUUGGCAGCAGCUCACUUUCAGCUGGUAUGUUGUGUAAUAAUGAUUAUUGUUUUAGUAGUGCUAAUUAAUUUCCGGGCCAUUCUGUACUGGUCACUGUACAAAGGUAUUCUAAUUAGAUUUAGCCUAUUUCAAAUUUCAAAGUAAAUUUAUUAUCAAAGACAGCUAUGUUACUUUAUAUUAUCUCAGGACUCAUUUUCUUGCAGGCAUUUACAGGGGGGGAAAAAGAAAUAUAAUAUAAUUUUAUGAAAAAUUACACAUGAACAGAGAGAGACUGACAAAUGCCAAUAUGCAAAAGAAGAUAAACUGCAUAUAAAAAUAAUACUGAGAAUAUAAGUUGUUAGGAGUCCUUGAAAGUGAGUCUGUUUGUUCCCAUAAUCAAAUCUGACAUUAUCUCCUCUUGUUGGGCCUUUUUUUAAUAUAUAUAGGAAGGCAUCCAACCACAUUUUAAUGAUAUUACUCCAGUUUCUCUUUUACCUGGCCAACUAAUUUUGUGGUAUUUCCAUUAAUUAUGUCUUAUGCUCAUUUCUCUAAAGUGUACAUUUUUCCUUCAUUCUCCUUCUGCAGAGCUGAAGCCAUUUGUAUUAAUGAUUCAUUAUCUCCAUCCUCAUGACAUAUUUCUUGAGUUGCUGAUACCUGUUUGACUUCUGCUGUUAUCAUUAUGUUUAAUGAGUAUUUAUUCCGUCUUUGUCCCCUCUUAGCUCUAAAUCUUGUAUUCUACAGUGUUUUAUCCAAAUCAAUUUAAAAAUAUUUAAUAGCUUUGUAAAAGUUGGUGAAUCUCCUUCAGCAUCUGGAUCUGGUUACCAUCACUGUUAUUCACAUGGUUGUCACAUCAGACUAGCAACAUUUUUAGAAGUUUUGUACCUGUUUAUGUGAGAAGAAUAAAAAUGUGUUACAAGAUGAGGCUAUCAGUCUUGAAGUUCCUGAAUAUUACUGGCAUAAAGCAAAGGUCAGUCUGUGCAAUAUAAAUGCUGUAAUUUAUUUUCCUUUUGUACAAAUGUACAAAAAUGAUCCUUUACAAACUGCUUUAUUUUCCUCAUAAUAAAUGGACCUGUU